Chaetomium strumarium is the source of this 1489-nucleotide messenger RNA. RefSeq names its product putative aryl-alcohol dehydrogenase Aad14. NCBI's taxonomy places the organism in Eukaryota, Fungi, Ascomycota, Sordariomycetes, Sordariales, Chaetomiaceae. The transcript has 2 exons. Bases 147 to 1310 code for a protein of 387 amino acids. The record is from RefSeq and is a predicted model, not a curated record.
UCUCGAUGAGUGCCGUAGUUUUCAACUACAGCAUAAACCACAACGCCUUAUCCAGAGGAGUCUGCCUGUGGUACCUUGGGAUUCCCCGUUGCGCCUGUUGCUCGUCCUAGGCUAUCGCCAGCGUCGUCACCUCCUAUGAGCCCGGUAUGGCCGGAUUUGCCCCCCCGCCGAUGCCCCCCGACCCCCCAACGGAGCUGGGAAGGCUCCGGAUCCUCUCCAAGACGGCCGGAAUCCGCGUGUCCCCACUGGCGCUCGGUGGAGGUAAUAUUGGACAGGCAUGGAACGCUUCAUGGGGGGUCAUGACCAAAGAGCGGUCCUUCGAGCUUCUUGACGCAUAUCUCGAGGCGGGCGGCAACUUCAUUGACACAGCAAGCACCUACCAGGACGGGGAAUCGGAGGUGUGGAUCGGGGAGUGGAUGGCAGCGCGCAAGGUUCGCGAUCGCCUCGUCGUCGCCACCAAGUACACGUCCGACUUUGGCAUGUACGACUUCGCCAACCCGGGCGUGCAGAAGGGCCAGAAGGCCAACCACGGCGGCAACUCGCGGCGGAGCCUGCACAUGAGCGUGCGGCAGUCGCUGCGCCGGCUGCAGACGGAUUGGAUCGACAUCCUGUACGUCCACUGGUGGGACUACACGACGUCGGUCGAGGAGGUCGUCGACUCGCUGCACAUCCUCGUGCAGCAGGGCAAGGUGCUGUAUCUCGGCGUCUGCAACACGCCGGCCUGGAUUGUCAGCGCGGCGAAUACCUACGCUAAGGCGCACGGGAAGACGCAGUUCAGUGUGUAUUCGGGCCGGUGGAGCUUGCUGGUGCGCGACAUGGAGCGUGAGAUCGUGCCCAUGGCGCGGGCGUUCGGCAUGGCCAUUGUUCCGUGGGGUGUCCUGGGCCAGGGCAAGUUCCAGAGCGACGAGGCGAUCAAGGAGCGGGAAGAGUCCGGGGAGCCGCUCCGUCCCUACGGCGGCGGGCGCGAGGUCGAGCUGAGCCGCGCGCUGACUACGGUCGCUGCAGAGCAGGGCACCAACUCUGUCACGGCGAUCGCGCUCGCCUACAUCCUGCGGAAGGCGGCGCUUCUUGGCGUGCACAAUGUGUUCCCGGUGGUCGGUGGGCGGAAGACCGAGCAGCUGAAGGACAACAUUGCCGCGCUGAGCAUCUGGCUCACCGAAGCGCAGGUGGCCUAUCUGGAGAGCGUCAAGGACUUCGACAUCGGGUACCCGUCCAGCAUGAUAGGGGAAGACCCGAAUGUGACGGGCAUUCCGGGCCAUAUGUCGGCAACGAGUGCGUAUUUGGCGUUUCCUGGAGCGACGAAGCGAUAAUCCAGACGGUGACAAUUUAGACCUUCUCUGGCCGGAUAGAAGGUAAUACUGCACACAACAUCGAUGCUAGUGGAACUCGCGCCUCAAGGGACAUAUUUUGUUCUGUUUGCUCGUUGCUUAAAGUGCCUGGUAAGAAAAUAUGAAACACUCAUAAUCCGACUCGUUCCCAAUCUCUGUUU